AUGUCUUUAGAAAAUGCGUCAGAUCUCACCCAGGAAGAAUUGGAAGAAGGACUACAAAUCAAAGUUGCUGAAGCACGAACAUGGUGCGCCAAGCUCCCCUUUGACGGUCUUGUAGAUUAUGAUGGUGAAUCUGCUGAUUUGUUCUCGUUUGUCACCAACGCCAUUGAAACAAGAGCUGCAAAAUUUGAUCCAAAGCAAUGGCCACCCACCAAAAAAGGUCUGAAAGAUUUGCUUCACCAUUUGAAAGUAAUUGGUCUCAAGCAUGGAAGCGAAUUCAUAUAUGACGUCUCAAAAGGCUGGUUGGCUUGUUAUAGAUCAAAGCCAUACCAUGGGACAAAACUACAAGACUCAGAGCAAUAUAAUGAAAAGGGGGUCCUUCUCCAGUACCGACACAAGUCCUACCACCAUGAUCGCUUAAGGAAUCGUCCAGAUGGCCUAACGCGACCCCGUGCUACACAUACUUCAAAGGACACCACAGGAGACAAGCUUUGCUCUUGCCGACUGCGACUGCGUAUUCACAAGAGCAAAAAGGCAAGUGAACCAUCAUACAUCUACGUUUCCUGUACUGGAAGCACAGUCCAUAGAUAUCAUGCAAAACCGGCGGCCGAGUUACCAAUAAAGGCACACAACCUCACAAAAGUAGCUCGACAAGCCGUCAUUGCUCAACAGAAGGCAGCAGUUAGUGGUACUCAAUCUCGGAAGAUGCUUCUUGAGUUGAAGCACGGCUAUGUCUCUAGGUCUGCGCAUCGAUCAGUAGUGGUAACCUCACCGGAAUACAUUGAAGCCAAAGCUGCCAAUGAAGCAAACUCUUCGGCUGCUGACUUUAUACAAUGGUUGCGAACCCAGGCUGGGAACCCCGAGGUCAAUCUGCACUAUACCGUCCUAUCCUAUGAGCUGACCCCAACAAAUGAAGACAUGGUUCAGAGCACUAUCAGAAAUCAAAAGGGUAGGAGGUCAAAGACGAAUCCACCUCCAAAUACGAAGGCUGUGAUGAGAAACUUGACGUAUAUGAACACCGUUCCUUGCCAAGAGUCUGGUAACAAGUCUGUUGAUUGUGGCAUUACAUCUAUUCCCGCAUGCCCAAGAAUUCCGCAGCAGGAGGACGUGCAUUCUAUUGUACAUGCUAAAAAUGUUGCCAACUUAAGCGUGGACAAACUAGCAGAAGGGAAUUCCAUGGUAUCAAGGGAUAGGAACAGAUCGCUUUUCCUUUCUGCACAACAAUAUAAGCAACGGGCCAAGGUACUGUCCCAAUUCAGCCAAUCCAGAACAAACAAAAUUGCAGCAGCUGCCAGUGGCAACACAAACUUUGAUUUGGAAAAGAGAAGACCUGCGGUUAUACCUAUUGUAAGUCCGCCGCUAAUGGGUCGCGGUGGUCUGGCUGCAAGGCGCACAGUGAUUCAAGCCGCUGCAGCCCCAAUGAUACGGCAACAGUUUUGUCACUUCACAUCCACGUUGACUGUUGACGACCAAUUGACACGGACUGAAUUCAUUCAUGAAAGGCUAGAGGCAAUUGAAGCCAAGGCUAUCAAAGCAGCAUCCUUGAAGCUUGGUAGUGGCAGAACCAUUGCUGUAGCAGAUUCUUCCAAUGUGGAGCUCCUAAAUUCCAACGAGUACAAUGCUGUCGAUCAGACCAUCUUUCGUUAUGUGAAGAAUGCAAUUCGCGGUAGAUGCGGACAUCAUCUCAUAGAAAAAACAUUCCUAAAACACGGACCAAAAGAUAGCGAGGUAAAGAAUCCAUCUAAUGGACAGGCAAUUCUACUGGAGGUGAGGCGGUGGGUUAGAUCCUGGAUUGAUGGAACUUCAUGUCGGAGCAAGAAGGAGUUCGAAUUGUCUAAGGCUUUACUGCUACAAGAGCUCCAAACAAACCAAGUUCUCAGACGCUUUGUUGGGGACAAAGCUGCAGAAAAAUGUGUUAGAUGGAUCCUAAAUCACAUUCUUACACUUGAUGACCAACAGUUUGCCUUCCAUUGUAAGCAGAAGGUUCGAUGCUUACACGAAUACACUACUAAUGCCACAGAGGGCAUGAACUACGCAGCAAAGCACAGUGCUAUGGCAGCACAGCCCCAAAAUAAUAUGAAGACUUCGGCUUCCAACAUGUCAGCGCAUAUGGAUAUUCAAAAUCGUGACAGGGAGUAUACCCAAAUGCGCCUGUCAAACUCUACACCACUGUAUGUUUCCGCAGAGUGUACGGUGCACAACACAGAAUGUAUUCAAAAGUUGGUGCCAAUUGCCACUUCUGUUAUCAUUGAACAAAUGGAUGAAGCUCUUGACAAAUACACCAUUGUACAACUGUCGACAAAAGCGUUCUUUCUUAUUCGUGCAGGACCCCCCUCAACGUUAGUCCGCUGUCCACCAGGCGUGAAGGGACGACCAAAGUUUCGCACAGCUCAUAAGUUGGAUGUUAAAGCAUGCACCAACGACACGUCCAGGGUAGUGCUGACUUGUUCUUGUGGGUUUGGACAUCAGUAUGGUAUCCCCUGUAGACACUUGAUAGCGUUGGAGCACCAUUAUGACAUCAACGAUUUUGCAUGUCGCUGGCGCUCAGAUUAUGCUUAUUACGCUUUUAAACAAGGUUAUGAGGAAAUCACUCACAACUUUGGUGAACUCCAGAAGAAAGAACAUUUUGGAAUAGUGGUGAAGACGCAAUCCUUGUUGAAAAGUAUUACGAGUCCGGACCAAACUACUAUGUAUCCACGGAUAUUUGCAAAAGCUAGUUGUUGCAAAUCAACCAUUGAAGACUUGAUGGAUAUAUAUCUCAGCCCCAUCCCACAUUGUUGGAAUUACACGCUGAAUGAGUAUCCUGAUACUGGAACCUUUAGCGAAUCUCCAAGUCAAACAAACGCAUACCAUACUGUUGAAACGUGUUCACCCUCAGACUACGGAAACAGCGAUUUUGCACAGGAUGAAGAGAGCGACGAUGAAGAGGGCGACAGAACUACUACACUAGCCUUCAACAUGAACCAGUUGUGUUCCCAACAACCAAAGGAGCAAUGUCAAAAAAAAAGAGCAUAUAAUUUCCAAAAAUUCAAGGACAUUGACCGAAAUUGCAUGAGUCGAGAUGACGUGAAUUUUGUUACGUCAAAACUGGAGGCAAUUGAUCGAGAGCUCUUUGAAAGGAAAGCCUUGGCCAUGAAGAAGAGCCAGAAACGUGCAUUUGUUGGGGCAACCGGACGGGACAUGGUAUCUUUUGCACUGAAUACAGAAACCUGUAAGAAGAGUACCCAGGAUACAUACCAUCGAAAGAGAAUCAAGAGAAAGGGACGAAGAUAA
This is a messenger RNA of Cylindrotheca closterium, 3270 nucleotides long. Lineage: Eukaryota; Bacillariophyta; Bacillariophyceae; Bacillariales; Bacillariaceae. The record is from the annotation of a GenBank genome assembly.